CCGACGCCCAGGGCAAAGGGACCCCCAGGAGGGAUCAGGCGGAAAAGGCCCGCCGCGGAGGCAGCCGGGGGCUUGCGAGGGAGGCGCACACACGCGACCGGGAGCCCCGGGGAGCGCCCAGAGGCCGCGCCACCAUGUGCGAGCUGUACAGCAAGCAGGACACCCUGGAGCUGAGGAGGAAGCACAUCGGACCCUCAUGCAAAGUUUUUUUUGCUGAGGAUCCCAUCAAAAUAGUGCAAGCCCAACGCCAGUACAUGUUUGACGAGAGAGGAGACCGGUACCUGGACUGCAUCAACAAUGUGGCCCACGUGGGACACUGUCAUCCAGAAGUGGUCAAGGCUGCCGUGAAGCAAAUGGAGCUGCUAAACACGAAUUCUCGAUUCCUUCACGACAAUAUCGUGGAGUACGCCAGGCGCCUUGUAGCAACCCUGCCGGAGGAACUCUCUGUUUGCUAUUUUACCAACUCAGGAUCUGAAGCCAAUGAUUUGGCCUUACGCUUGGCUCGGCAGUUCAGAGACCACCAAGAUGUGAUCACUCUUGACCACGCUUAUCAUGGCCACCUGUCCUCUUUAAUUGAGAUCAGUCCAUAUAAAUUCCGGAAGGGCAAAGAUGUCAAGAAAGCAUUUGUGCAUGUGGCACCAACUCCAGAUACUUACAGAGGCAAAUACAGAGAAGAUCAUGCAGACCCAGCCAGCGCUUAUGCAGAUGAAGUAAAGGAAAUUAUUAAAGAAGCUCAUAACAAUGGAAGGAAGAUUGCUGCCUUUAUUGCUGAAUCCAUGCAGAGUUGUGGCGGACAAAUAAUCCCUCCAGCAGGCUACUUCCAGAAAGUGGCAGAAUAUGUCCACAGAGCAGGAGGUGUGUUUAUAGCUGAUGAAGUUCAGGUGGGCUUUGGUCGAGUUGGAAAACAUUUCUGGAGCUUCCAAAUGCACGGAGAAGAUUUUGUUCCAGAUAUUGUCACAAUGGGAAAACCAAUGGGCAAUGGUCACCCAAUGGCAUGCGUGGUAACAACCAAAGAAAUCGCAGAAGCCUUCAGCAGUUCUGGGAUGGAAUAUUUCAAUACGUACGGAGGAAAUCCAGUAUCUUCUGCUGUUGGUUUGGCUGUCCUGAAUAUAAUUGAAAAUGAAGACCUUCAAGGAAAUGCCAUUAGAGUAGGGGAUUAUCUUACCAAGUUACUCAAUAAACAGAAGGCUAAACAUACUUUGAUAGGAGAGAUCAGAGGCAUUGGCCUAUUUAUCGGAAUUGACUUGGUGAAGGACCGUCAGAAAAGGACCCCUGCCACAGAGGAAGCUCAACACAUCAUCUACAAGAUGAAAGAAAAGCGAGUACUUCUCAGUGCGGACGGACCUCACCGAAAUGUGCUGAAAAUAAAACCACCUAUGUGCUUCACAGAAGAAGAUGCUAAGUUUAUGGUGGACCAACUUGAUGAGAUUCUAACAGUUUUAGAAGAAGGCAUCGGAGCCCAAAGUGAGAGUGUGAUCUCUGAGAAUGCUCCGUGCAGAGCAAAGAUGCCAAACGAAGCACACUCACUUGAAUGGCUUGAUGACGGCACCUUGGACCCCAGGGAAAAUCCCAGCCGAAAGAGAAAUGGAUUGUGCACUGAUAAACAUUCCCUGCUCAGUAAGAAGCUCAAGACAUGAGAGAUGAACACCGUAAAGCAGGAUAAAUGUCCAGGGUUAUAGAGAAUCAUUGGAAGUGUCUCUUUCUCCUCCUAGCAGCUCUAUCGUACCCUCUACCGGUAGAAUUUGCAUUCCAUUUCGACGUGUAAAUAACAAGGUAACGGAGUGAAAAGAGUAAGCCAAGUGAUAAUCAAACCAUGUCAGGAUGAUUAGUUCAGCCUCUAGCCUGUUAAUUCCUUACUGGAGAUUUCCGAAAGUGCUUUAUUUAUUCUACUAAAUUCAUGCUUCAAAUUGAAAAUGAAGUUGGCGGCUUUACUCCGUUUCAGUGUUUGAAAUGAGAGAACAAAGCACUAUAGGUUCCUUAACUUUUCAGACUUAUGCCUUAAAAUACGAAGGAAUCAUUCUUCAUUGAUUUAAUG
This is a messenger RNA of Enhydra lutris kenyoni (northern sea otter), 2035 nucleotides long. Its product is annotated as ethanolamine-phosphate phospho-lyase. The record is from RefSeq and is a predicted model, not a curated record. The transcript is spliced from 13 exons. Gene Ontology annotation, cellular component: mitochondrion. The coding region runs from base 135 to 1637 and encodes 500 amino acids. Gene Ontology annotation, molecular function: pyridoxal phosphate binding; transaminase activity; ethanolamine-phosphate phospho-lyase activity. NCBI's taxonomy places the organism in Eukaryota, Metazoa, Chordata, Mammalia, Carnivora, Mustelidae.